Molecule: messenger RNA, 4335 nt
Organism: Hydatigera taeniaeformis
Lineage: Eukaryota; Metazoa; Platyhelminthes; Cestoda; Cyclophyllidea; Taeniidae
Source: the annotation of a GenBank genome assembly
AUGGAUGUAUCAUCAGUCAAUGGGGUCGUCAAUGCCAGUGGGGCAGCUGCUUCUGCUGCGCCUGCUAAGAAGCGACUUUCUGUUGAGAGGAUUUAUCAAAAGAAAACACAGUUGGAGCACAUUUUAAUUCGUCCCGACACCUACAUUGGCUCUGUAUCUCGGACUACAACGACGAUGUGGGUGUUUGAUAAGGAAAAAGAAGCUAUGGUACAGAAAGAAAUUACGUACACACCUGGUCUGUACAAAAUAUUUGAUGAGAUCCUAGUGAACGCCGCCGAUAACAAGAUUAGGGAUCCCACUAUGAACUGCAUCAAGAUCGAUAUCAAGCCAGCUGAAAAUCUCGUUCGUGUGUGGAAUAAUGGUGCUGGGAUUCCUGUUGUGCAUCAUAAGGUGGAGAAUAUGUACGUUCCCUCGCUGAUCUUCGGACACUUGUUAACAUCGAGUAACUACGACGACACUGAGCAGAAGGUUACUGGUGGUCGUAAUGGCUAUGGUGCAAAGUUGUGCAACAUUUUCAGCAGACGCUUCAUUGUUGAGACGUCAAGUAAAGAGAACAAGAAGUGCUUCAAGCAGACGUGGGUAGACAAUAUGACCAAAACAUCUGAACCGAAGAUAAGUCCGAAUUUCGGUGAAGACUUCACCUCUGUUUCUUUCUAUCCUGAUCUUGAACGAUUCGGAAUGACAGAACUAGACGCUGACACCGUCUCUCUUUUCGAACGCAGAGCUUAUGAUGUCGCCGCCUCUACCCGUGGCGUCAAGGUCUUUCUAAAUGGGCAAAGAAUACCCAUCAAAAGUUUCAAGGAUUACGUCGAUUUGUACCUUAAGGACAAGGGUGAAGACGGUGCCUCUGUGCCGGUCGUGUAUGAGUGUGUGAACCCUCGGUGGGAGAUAGCCGUGGCACCGAGUACAGUCGGUUUCCAGCAAGUCAGUUUCGUCAAUAGCAUCGCCACCACAAAGGGCGGUAAGCACGUGGACUACAUAGCUGAUCAAGUGGUGGGCAAGCUAAUCGAUAUUGUAAAGAAGAAAUCAGGGAAAUCCGGCGUCUCGAUAAAGAACUUCCAAAUUCGUUCGCAUAUGUGGGUGUUUAUCAAUUGCCUCGUGGUGAACCCCACCUUUGACUCACAGACCAAAGAGUUUAUGAGUUUAGAAGCGAAGCACUUCGGAUCCACCUGUCAACUAACUGAGAAAUUCAUAAAUCAGGUCUCUAAGUCGGGUAUCGUGGAGAGUGUCCUCUCAUGGGUGCGAUUCAAGGCACAAGAGAAGAUGGAUAAGCAGUGCCAUAAGUCAAAGCAUGCCAAAUUAAAAGGGAUUCCAAAGCUGGAUGAUGCCAACGAUGCAGGGACAAAGAACUCCCAGUAUUGUACUCUUAUCCUCACUGAGGGAGAUUCGGCCAAGUCUCUUGCGGUGGCCGGUCUCGGGGUGGUUGGGCGUGACCGCUAUGGCGUCUUUCCUUUGCGAGGUAAACUGCUCAACGUUCGUGAAGCUCCGGCAAGGCAGAUCAUGGAGAAUGCUGAGAUCAACAAUCUCAUUAAAAUUCUGGGUCUGCAGUAUAAGAGCAAGUACGAGUCUCCGGAUUCUGUCGCCAAUUUGCGUUACGGAAAAAUUAUGAUAAUGACGGAUCAAGAUCAAGACGGAUCGCAUAUCAAGGGCCUGUUGAUCAGCUUCAUCCACCAUAAUUGGCCCAAUCUGCUUCGCCAUAACUUCCUAGAGCAGUUUAUCACCCCGAUUGUGAAAGUAUUUAAGGGGAAGCAGGAAAUCGCCUUCUAUAGCAUCCCCGAAUUUGAGGAGUGGCAAAAGUCAACAGCCAACUGGCAUACCUGGCGUGUGAAGUAUUAUAAAGGUUUGGGUACCUCAACUAGCAAGGAGGCGAAGGAGUACUUCUCAGACAUGGCGCGCCAUCGUAUCCGUUUUCGCUACUCGGGACCCGAGGACGACGGUGGUAUUAUACUUGCUUUUAAUAAAAACAAGAUCAAUGAGCGCAAACAAUGGCUUACUACGUGGAUGGAAGAGAAGCGACGGCGCACAGAGCUGGGUUUGCCAGAGGACUAUCUUUACGGUGCGGGUACUCACGCCAUUACCUACCACGACUUCAUCCACAAGGAGCUCGUUCUCUUUUCAAACAUGGACAAUGAGCGCUCCAUCCCAUCGCUAGUGGAUGGCCUGAAGCCCGGUCAGAGAAAGGUCAUGUUUACCUGUCUGAAGCGCAACCAAGUAAAGGAGAUCAAGGUGGCUCAGCUGUGUGGUGCCGUGGCAGAGAUGUCAUCCUACCACCAUGGCGAGGUUUCUCUCAUGGGCACCAUCAUUGGUCUAGCCCAAGACUUUGUAGGUUCCAACAAUCUCAACCUUUUGAUGCCCUACGGCCAGUUUGGUACGCGUCUCGCCGGUGGCAAGGACUCCGCUUCUGCCCGUUAUAUCUUCACAGCUCUCAGUCCUCUAGCCCGCAAGAUCUUUCACGAGAACGAUGACGCUAUUUUGAACUACCUAUUUGAGGACAAUCAGAAGAUCGAGCCUGCGUGGUAUAUGCCAGUCAUUCCCAUGGUCCUCAUCAAUGGAGCUGAGGGUAUUGGCACGGGUUGGAGCACUAAGAUACCCAAUUACGACACCAACGAGGUGAUCGCCAACCUCCGGCGAAUGCUGGAUGGGGUGGAUCCGCUGCCAAUGCUGCCGAGCUAUCGGGGUUAUCGAGGAAAAAUUGUGGAGGUAGGAGAAAAUCGAUAUGUGCUCUUUGGAGAGAUUGCAGUCCUUGAUGAUCAAACGGUGGAGAUUACGGAGUUGCCGGCUAAGACUUGGACACAGUGUUACAAGGAGACAGUGCUGGAACCUAUGCUUAAUGGGACUGAGAAGGUGCCGGUUAGCAUCAGGCAUGUUUGGCAAUUUUACGUUUAUGGCAGAUUUAUUUUCGUCGAUUACAAAGAGUAUCACACCGACGUGACGGUACGUUUUGUGGUACAAAUGACACGCGAGAAGCUGCGUGAGGCCGAGAGCAUGGGUCUACACAAGUUCUUCAAAUUGGCGGUUCCCAUGACAACCAAUUCCAUGGUGCUCUUUGACCACGCCGGAUGCCUGAAACGCUAUACAUCGGCGCAAGAGAUCCUUCGUAGUUUUUAUGCCCUCCGGUAUGACAAGCGCAAGGCCUUUAUGGAGGGUAUGCUAUCAGCAGAGGCGCGACGUCUGGAGAAUCAGGCGCGCUUCGUUAUGGAGAAGAUCGGCGGCACUAUCACCAUUGAGAACCGCUCGAAGCGGGAUCUGGUACGCUUGCUUCGCAGUCGUCACUACGAUCCCGACCCUGUGAGGACCUGGAAGGAAUGUAUCGACAAACUGGCCGCUAUUGAGGAAGCUGCUGCGGCGCGCAGGCAAGCGGGUGAACCAGUAGAUGAAGCAGAUGGUAGUGACGGCAAUGGUGAUGCUGAAGUAGACGAAGACAUAGCCCGCGGGGCCGCCGACUACAACUACAUCCUCGGAAUGCCCCUAUGGAGCUUGUCGAAGGAGCGAAAGGAGGACUUGUUGGCGCAGAGGGAUAAAAAGCAGGCAGAGUUGGCCACUCUGAUGCGGAAGACAAACAAGGACCUGUGGCGAGAAGAUUUAGAUGAACUGGAGGCUGCAAUCAGAUUUGAAAUGCUAUUGGGCUUAACAGGUUUGCUUUUGACGGUUCGCGUUUCCGCACUGGCUCCGCCGACUCGUUUGAAGAGGCUUUGUGUUGAUAAGGCUCUUGAAACCGAAUUGAAGUUGCGUUUAGGCGAGGUCAACCAUAAAUAUGAGGCUGAACGUUUGAAGGAUUUGGAGGACCUUAUCAAUGCUGCCGAGAAAAAGGUGGCCAAACAGACGACAUCGCAAUUGAAAGGCAGUCGUAAUGCAGCGGCCAAAAGCGCGGCUGCAGCCCUGACCAAGGGCAUGCGUCAGACCCGUCCCGAUCCCCUGGGUCGUCGUGUCGAGCCUGUCGUUGAUCCUGAGUUAACAAAAAAAGCCGAAGCUCAGCUCUGCCGUGAAGCCAAAAGGAAGGUGGCAGCAGCUGUUGGCGGGAAGACAGCAGAUGAUGACUUCCUGGAGGAUCUGAAUGACGAGGACGAUCAGUUUGGUGGGCGUGCUCUUCAGCCGUUACUCAAGCGACUUAGUGAAACAGCGGACCCGGAGAAUGGCAACACUGCACUCAAUAUUCCCAUUUCAGCUCAGCCGUCGAGGCGUGGUGGUGGCAGUGCCGGCGUUCGUGGGGGUGGGCGUGGACGUGGGAAGGGGGGUUCCACUGGUAAGUCACUUGCGACUCAACGCUUUUUUGCGAAGGUAUAUGGCUUAAGCCUUUCUGUCGCGGGGCUUUUAAGAUUGCAGAAGGUCUUAUGA